This is a messenger RNA of Boleophthalmus pectinirostris (great blue-spotted mudskipper), 3165 nucleotides long. It is a transcript of the gene pgm1, whose product is annotated as phosphoglucomutase 1. The transcript has 11 exons. The record is from RefSeq and is a predicted model, not a curated record. Gene Ontology annotation, molecular function: phosphoglucomutase activity; magnesium ion binding. Lineage: Eukaryota; Metazoa; Chordata; Actinopteri; Gobiiformes; Gobiidae. Bases 112 to 1797 code for a protein of 561 amino acids. Gene Ontology annotation, biological process: carbohydrate metabolic process. Gene Ontology annotation, cellular component: cytosol.
GGAGUAGCCCGGUGUGUACGUGUGCUGGCUGCCUACAUUGCGGUCCCUUUCCUCGGCUCAGGCUGCAGAUCACAGGGGGCGGCUGCUCAGGGCUCAAAACUUGCCUCAAAAAUGGUGAAGAUAACCACAGUCAAGACCAAGCCGUACACGGACCAGAAACCAGGGACCAGCGGCCUGAGGAAAAGGGUGACAGUCUUCCAACAGAAUCAGCACUAUGCGGAAAACUUCAUUCAGAGCAUUAUUUCUGUCAUCGAGCCCUCUGAGCGCCAGGCUGCUACUGUAGUGGUGGGAGGAGACGGCAGGUUUUUCAUGAAAGAUGCCAUUCAGCUGAUCAUUCAGAUCGCUGCGGCCAAUGGGAUUGGAAGCCUGGUGAUUGGUCAGAAUGGCAUCAUGUCGACUCCAGCAGUCUCCUGUGUGAUCCGCAAGAUAAAGGCAGUGGGUGGGAUUAUCCUCACUGCUAGCCACAACCCUGGAGGCCCCAGUGGGGAUUUUGGCAUCAAGUACAACAUCUCCAGUGGAGGGCCUGCUCCUGAAGGUAUUACAAACAAAAUCUUUGAAAUCAGCAAAAGUCUGCAGGAGUAUCACAUCUGUCCAGACCUGAAGGUGGAUAUUUCCAAAAUUGGCAAGCAGACAUUUGAGGUUGACACUUUCAAACCUUUUACAGUUGAGAUUGUGGACUCCGUUGAGGCAUAUGCAGAGAUGCUUAGAGGUAUAUUUGACUUUGCUGCACUGAAGGAGCUUCUCUCAGGACCGAACCACAUCAAUGUUCGUCUAGAUGCAAUGCAUGGAGUGGUUGGUCCUUAUGUUAAGAAGAUUGUCUGUGAAGAGCUGGGUUCUCCUGCCAAUUCAGCUGUUAACUGCGUUCCUCAAGAAGAUUUUGGAGGCCACCACCCAGACCCUAACUUGACCUAUGCUGCUGAUUUAGUUAAUACAAUGAAAGGUGGAGAGUAUGACUUUGGAGCUGCUUUUGAUGGUGAUGGUGACCGCAAUAUGGUGCUUGGUAAACAUGGCUUUUUUGUGAACCCAUCCGACUCUGUAGCUGUCAUUGCUGCCAAUAUUACCGGUAUCCCUUAUUUCCAGAAGACAGGAGUUAAAGGCUUAGCUCGUAGUAUGCCAACAAGUGGAGCUCUUGACAAUGUGGCAAAAGCUAUGAAGAUGCAGCUCUAUGAGACUCCAACAGGCUGGAAGUUCUUUGGUAAUUUGAUGGAUGCUGGAAAAUUGUCCCUUUGUGGUGAAGAGAGCUUUGGAACAGGUUCUGAUCAUAUUCGGGAGAAGGAUGGUCUCUGGGCAGUGCUCGCAUGGUUGUCCAUUUUAGCUACCAGGAAACAGAGUGUUGAAGACAUCAUGAAGGAUCACUGGCAGAAGUUUGGUAGAAAUUUCUUCACAAGGUAUGAUUAUGAGGAAGUUGACUCUGAUGCUGCCAACAAAAUGAUGAAGGAUCUGGAGACAGCCAUGUUUGACCCUGCUUAUGUUGGAAAGAAGUUCUCAUCAGGAGACAAGACUUAUGAGGUGGCCAUCGCAGACAAUUUCGCCUACACAGAUCCUGUGGAUGGAAGUGUGUCCAAAAAUCAGGGCCUCAGAAUCAUCUUUUCCGACGGUUCCAGGAUUAUUUUCCGUCUCAGCGGCACAGGCAGUGCAGGGGCCACCAUCCGGCUCUACAUCGACAGCUACGAGAAGGACCCCCAGAAGAUUUACCAAGACCCACAGGUGAUGCUGGCUCCUCUGGUGGACAUUGCCCUGAAAGUGUCUCAGCUUCACGAGAGGACCGGACGCACUGGGCCCACAGUGAUCACAUGAUCUGUCUGACACUGCCUUCCCGUCACCCGCAGCAACAGGAUACCUCUCUGAUCCUGGGGUGAAUGCUGUCUCGGCUUUAGACACUGGUGCUCUAGUUCUUUAACACGACCAGAUAAAUUACGUCAACUCUAAAAAAGGUACUUGGAGAAACUACUACUCAAGUAACAUCAAUUGUAAGAGUAACUGCUAGGAUGUAGUAUCUGAUAUAUAAUUUGAAGUUUAAUUGGAAAGAAAAGAGAGAUACUGUACUGAUCCCUAGGGAAAUUCAAUAAAAAAAAUAAUGCUCAAAGUAGGGUGCUUUCAAUGGGUGUAAUGUCAAAAAUUACAUCUGAAGAUGAUACAAGAAAUGUAAACUUUAAAUUAAUUUCAUAUUGUCAACAUAAAGCUUUUGUCACUUGUAAAAUUACUCACAGUGGAAAGGGUUACCAAAACUCAAGUAAGAUCUUGUUACUUCAUACAGAAUAUUACUGGUUUAGGAGUAAAAGUUAGGUGUUAGAAAACUACUGUCAAAAAGUUACUGAAGUAAAUGUAACUGAGUAAAUAUAACCCACCUGCUUUUCUCAUUUUAAUGUGAAUCAGCAUUAUGUGUUGCGUAGUCUGUGUAUUGUAAGAAAUAAUGUCAACAAGAGCCCUGUAUGUGUGUAGUUGUUGCACUGCCAUGCUAUAAUAGCAUAAACCUAGAAAUGUCUACGGUUCAUUUCUUAUCUGCACUUAAAAUGACAUUUCUUGACUUUAAAGGUGCAUUGAGUAACGUUUGUAGUGGAGGGCCUGCCACCUGCUUUUCUCUAUGGAGAUGUUAUUGCUUUGUCUGAAAUGUUUCAUUAAACCUUUCUAUCGUUAUGAGAGACCAAACCAGGCCAAGUUACUGGUUAGAUCUGUGGAGAGUAACAGUCAAAAUGCCUGUUUUUCCAAGGUAUUUUUGAACAAUAAAACUAACUGUAAUUGAACAGUGGAACAUUCAAAGCAGGGCAAUGACACUAUAGAAACAAGAAGGUGAUGGACCUCCAACCAAAAAGUUACAUAGUGCAUCAUUUAACAGUGGUGGAGUUAAUAAUUCAGUUCUGCUCCUCACCACAAGAUGUCACUGUGGCUUGAAACGCUGUAUUGUAAAUAUUAACAGUACAUACGGGGACUCUGUUACAGUAUGGAAUAACAUUUCAUUAUAUUAAUCAUUAGACACAUAUAAUCAAUAUAGCAGCAAUCUGGGACAGCUUUCACCCUUUCCAUCUAUUUGUUCCUGACUGAUCUUGUGCCUUCCCUAAAUCAUUUCCUCUAUACCACCAUAUAAUAUCUGGAUAACCUGAAACCAUCACCCCCAAAGAAAAAAUGCGCUUCCAUGACCUUAAUAAAAGUAUUACUAAACCAAAA